Penicillium paradoxum is the source of this 2091-nucleotide messenger RNA. Its product is annotated as DUF3405 domain-containing protein. The coding region runs from base 1 to 2091 and encodes 696 amino acids. Lineage: Eukaryota; Fungi; Ascomycota; Eurotiomycetes; Eurotiales; Aspergillaceae. The transcript has 5 exons. The record is from RefSeq and is a predicted model, not a curated record.
AUGGCUCGUUUUCGCCGGGGACUUUGGCUGUCCUUGCUAAUUAGCUCUCUCUUAUUUCUCUCUCUCUAUCAAUUGCAUCCAACGGACGAAAAACUCUACUUAACCCUGGAUCCUUUCCUACCACCAGAAGUCUCUGAAAUCUUCCACCCGGGGGAUUAUGUCGACCCCGUCGGCCAUCCUGACAUUCACAUUCCAGUACGACCAAGUCCCCAACAUGAGCCGGAUGGCGAGGGAACUUUGCAUGAUGUGCCGGAAAAUGCCUUCUACCAAGGAGGAACGUUGUCUUUGACUACUCAUAUCGAUGGCAUGGGACACCCCGUUCCGGCUAUAUACGACCCAUAUCCUGCAUACAACACGCCAGAAUGGUACAAAACUUGGGCAGGGAACUUUCAAACUUGCAUAGGACCACGGGGAAGAGACCUCGAUCGCGGCAGCAGUGAGGAUAUGAUAUCGGUCUAUCGGGGAGUUCAAAAAGGUUUUCCUUCCCCGAUGUUUGGAUCCCAACGAGUUCUUAACAUUGACAGCGACGUGUGUGUGGAUCGGUACUCUCGGUAUGGAAUCUACGGACUGGAGGAAGACAACGAGGAGGCGAUCCCGGGAUUCCAAAGACCGGGUAGGGUUCUUUGGGAGGACAUCGAUUGGGGAUACCUUCAAUCACAGUGCUAUGAGCGGAACGCCGAUAGAUAUGAUCCAGAGCGGGGAGAUCAGCAUUACGGCCAGCACAGUCUCUCCAUAGACCAUCCAGACCCUUCGCAGCACAUGGGCAAGUCGAGAAAACCCGACUAUUUAUCAUACAAGUCACGUUCAGCUGUUGUUCUUCGUGCCUCGGAAAGCAUGAAAUGGACUGCUAGUCAUGCGCAGUACCUCCGCUCGCUGAUCAUGGAGCUCUCAUUGCACUCAGGAUCGGAAUAUAGUGUCUUCUUCAUGGUCGAUAUCCACAACCAGUCGAUUGAUCUGAAGGAUGACGAAACCAUCGAAGCACUAAAACAAGAACUCGUUCCUGCCGAGUUCCGCAAUAUGACUCUCUUCUUCAGCGAGCGUUUACUGGAAGAGUGGUAUCCCAAGAUGGAAGAACACUGUGCUAUCUACCAACAUCUCCAGGCAAUGCAGGUCUUCUCCCAGAUCUACAACGAAUUCGACUACUAUUGGCAAUUCGAAUUCGAUAACCGGAUCAUCGGCCACACCUACCACUUCCUCGAACAAGCCAUCAAUUUCGCCAAAAGCCAACCUCGAAGAUAUCUCUGGGAACGAAACGCCUAUUUCUACACCCCCGGUGUCCACGGGACCUGGAAAAAGUUCUCAAACAUGGUCACGCGCUCAAUGAAAAACAAGCAAAGCAUAUGGGGACCCGCGAGACACAAAGACAUAACACCAAUUGGCCCCAAACCCCCAGUCCCCAACCCCAAAGACGACAAUUUCAAAUGGGGAGUCGGCGAAGAAGCAGACCUAAUCACCUUCCUCCCAAUAUUCAACCCCCGCAACACAUCCUGGACAUUCCCAUGGAUGCUCUGGAACCUACCCCGAAACAUCCCCCGACGAACAUCCGUCAUCACACAAUGGCGUAUCUCAAAACAACUUCUCACAGCAAUGCACGAUGGCCAACACAACCAUGGACAAGCAUUUGCCUCGGAAAUGUCAGCUCCGUCUUGGGCACUGCUGCACGGACUCAAAGCCGUCCAUGUUCCGCAGCCGAUCUACGUGGAUGGGAAAUGGAGUCCGAGUGAGAUGGCGCGGAUCUUCAAUCGUGGCCCGCCGGAGAAUGUCAAUGGUGGACCCGAUAGUAUUUGGAAUUGGGAUCAUCGGUUUGAUUAUCUCUGGUAUCGGACUUCGUACAUGUUUGCGACGCAAACGGCGGAGGAUCUGUUUCGACGAUGGUUGGGGUUCCGGGCUGAGCCGGGGUUUUAUUUGAAUGGGACACGGCAUGAAUAUCGUCCUGGGAGGUAUUGGGAUGAAGGGGGUAGUUUGGAUGAAGAUUUAUAUGGCCGACUGUGCUUCCCUUUUAUGUUACUGCAUACUAUUAAGAAUACAGAGCUUGAAAAGACACUUAACCUGCCUGUCACGGACUCUGCAUUGCAAGAUGAGGCUGUUUAA